CUGCGCAUGCUCAAACAAACUACGUCAUCACCCCGCGCCUUUGUUGUCAGACGGUAGCGAGGUAUCGUCAGAGCUAGCUCGCCUAGUCUCUAAUAUAGAACGAAAACAGUUUAGGAAAUGGUUAAUUUGACGUUUUGACGCACCAGAAUCAUCCCGAAGGUGGGAUCAGUGGUAAAUCAAUUCGAAGAAUUCGCCAGCGAAGAGGAAGUUUGACAAAAAACAAGAUUCCACAUGUCAUCGGCAGCAGAGACAGUCGAAAAUGCCUCUAUUAUUUCAGAGAGCACGGCCCAUGAUGGAAACCGCUUGUGGAUAGGAAACAUUGAUCCCAAAAUCACAGAGUAUCACCUGGUGAAGUUGUUAGAGAAGUUUGGCAAAGUGAAACAGUUUGACUUCCUGUUUCACAAGUCUGGGCCUUUGGAGGGACAGCCACGAGGCUACUGCUUUGUCAACUUUAGCACCAGGGAGGAGGCUGAGAGGGCUAUCCAGUGUUUAAAUGGGAAGCUAGCUUUGUCCAAGAAGUUGGUUGUGCGCUGGGCACACGCACAGGUGAGGAGGUUUGAAGGUUUUCGUAAUGACAAGACGAUGCCUCCCAGCCUGGAACCGUCGUGCAGCGGUUCAACAGAGGAUGGAUCCAUAACAACCAACCACCUCAGCACGAGUGCUAAGAUCCGCGCCAUCGAAGCCAAGCUCCAGAUGAUGGAGGAGAAUCCAGACGAUAGCUACUCAGGCCCGUCUGCCUACGUUUACAACAAGCCGCCGGAGAGGAAACGCUGGGAGCCCUACUCUAAAUCACACCACAGCAACCAGAGCAGGCCCCGCAAGUUCAGGAGAUGACCCAUCCUCCCACUUAUUCUAUCCCCAGCCACCCACCCCUUCCUCUCUAAUCCCAAAGCCAGCGUCUACACCUCAGCCCCCACCUCCACACAAACAGUUUCCACAUUCAGUGCUUUCGACUGUCCUAUGUGGGGAAAAUAAAAGCUCUCGAAGGUGAACCCUGACUGUUAAGGAGUAACCACAGCCAUCAUGGACGGCACCCAAAGUGGGUUUGGGGUUUUUUUUUUUAGUUAUUUCAGGUCUCAGAAUCAUCGGCAGUUAUUUAGCCGGACAUGUGACCCAAACCUGGCUGACGUGCAGGUCGGGCCUCUCGUCGGCCUGCCUCGUCACGAUUUGCAGCGAUUGAACACAGUUGAAAGUGUUAAGCGGUGUAAACGCUGCUUCUCGUUUUGUUUUGAACACAUCUUCUAACUUCCAGAUCACAUUAUUUAAUUAAGGAAUAUGUUUCUUUUGGAGGGUGGGUUGGGCUUCGGUUUGUCCUAAUUGGUUACUAUUAAUGGAGUGUAAAAAUAAUAAGCCACAAGCCGCUUAGCGACUCUCACUGCGAGUUUUUGUGUGUGUGUGUGUGUGUGCGUGUGUGCGGGCAUGCUUGAUUUCUCCCCCUUUGUUCUUUUUUUUGGGGUUUUUUGUUUUUUUUCUUGGAUCUAAUUUUAUACGACUGUUUUUAAUGACUUUUGCGUAGCAUUUAGAUCCAUCCCUGGUCGCAUUCUUGUUAUUUAAAAUUCUCAAUUAAAGGUAAAUAAUCACUUC
Messenger RNA from Neolamprologus brichardi, 1584 nucleotides. It is a transcript of the gene rbm18, whose product is annotated as RNA binding motif protein 18. The record is from RefSeq and is a predicted model, not a curated record. NCBI's taxonomy places the organism in Eukaryota, Metazoa, Chordata, Actinopteri, Cichliformes, Cichlidae. Gene Ontology annotation, molecular function: RNA binding.